Molecule: messenger RNA, 1374 nt
Organism: Quercus robur (English oak)
Lineage: Eukaryota; Viridiplantae; Streptophyta; Magnoliopsida; Fagales; Fagaceae
Product: LOB domain-containing protein 18
Exons: 2
Coding region: 473-1204 (243 amino acids)
Biological process (GO): hormone-mediated signaling pathway; positive regulation of DNA-templated transcription
Cellular component (GO): nucleus
Source: RefSeq, a predicted model, not a curated record
CAUCAUAUAUACUCACAUUUCACACACCAAGAGAGAGAGAGAGAGAGAGAGAGAUGGUUUUGUUGAAUAAAAAUUCACGAGAGGAAGGAAGAUAAUAGUAGAAAAAGGAAAGAAAGAAAGCAAGCAGUUGGGAAGGUAGCAUAAACAAGCAGCUAGCUGGGCUUAUCGCAUGUUUGCUUCACGCAAGCAGCUAAAUGUGAAUGUGGGGGUUAAGGCUUUGCUCUCUCGCGUGGCUUUAAAGUCUUCCUCUAUCCUUUUAUAUCUCAUCCAUUAAAAAAAAAAAAAAAAAAAAAAAACCCACCCAAAAACCACAGCCACCAAACCCUAAAACUCCUCCUCCUCCUCCUCCUCCUUUUCAAGUCCUACCCCACAAACCCAAUUAUGUGAUAAUCAUCAUCAUCAUAUAAUACCAAAAAUUUAUAAGAAGAAAGAAGAGAGAGAAAGAAAAAAAACCCACAAAAUAUAAAUACAAAUGAGUGUAAACCCUGCUAGUAGUGGUGGCAGUGGUGGUGGUGGAAGCAGUGGUAGCGGUGGUGGUGGUGGUGGUGGAGGUGGAGGGCCAUGUGGGGCUUGCAAGUUUUUGAGGAGGAAGUGUGUGCCAGGGUGUAUAUUUGCGCCAUACUUUGAUUCAGAGCAAGGGGCUGGUCAUUUCGCAGCUGUGCACAAAGUGUUCGGGGCAAGCAACGUGUCCAAACUUCUUUUGCAUAUACCGGUGCAUAAGCGACUCGAUGCGGUGGUCACAAUAUGUUAUGAGGCACAGGCUCGGCUUAGAGAUCCAGUCUAUGGCUGUGUUGCUCACAUCUUUGCACUUCAACAACAGGUAGUGAAUUUACAAGCAGAGCUCUCGUACUUACAAGCCCACCUUGCAACAUUGGAGCUACCAUCACCACUACCACCACACCCUUCACCACCUCCAACAAUGAUGACACCGCCACCACUCUCAAUCACCGACCUCCCUUCAGCGUCCUCAGUGCCUGCCACGUACGAUUUGUCUUCUCUUUUCGAUCCCAUGGUGCAACCUUCAUGGCCCAUGCAGCAGCGGCCCAUGGAUCCACGUCAAUUAGGAGGCAGUGGCUCAUCAUCAUCAGCUGGUGGCGGUGAUCUACAAGCAUUGGCACGAGAGCUCCUUCAUAGACAUGGCACUCCAUCGCCCGGGUCAGUGCCAUGCUCAAGUCCUUCACCAUCACAAUCUUUCUCCAAAUGAGAUUAUAUAUCUUAUUAACAAACACCUAGCUUGGGUUCUUGUUGAUCAAAUACUAGGAAGAGAACUUGAAUUUUCAUGUUUUUUUUAAUGGGCAAGUAAUUUUAGUAACUGAGUUAUAUUCCUUUUAUUUUUGAUUCACUAGUAAUAUUCAAAAUUAGUUUAUUCAUGUA